Molecule: messenger RNA, 1295 nt
Organism: Sphaerulina musiva SO2202
Lineage: Eukaryota; Fungi; Ascomycota; Dothideomycetes; Mycosphaerellales; Mycosphaerellaceae
Exons: 6
Coding region: 105-1067 (320 amino acids)
Source: RefSeq, a predicted model, not a curated record
CCCUCUCACACCGACUUGACCAUUCCGCAACCAGACCCCCCGUCAGUCAGCCAGUUACAGCCGGUCAGCCAUCAAGCCGGGCGAAGUGAUAUAAUAACCCGAAAAUGCCCAGCAAAAAGGACGACACUGAGCAGCAUCGAGCCGAGAUCGAGCAAUGGACGCAAGAUGGCCAAAAUUGCGAACAAAUCGCUGCUGCGUUGAAGGCGAGAGGCGUUGACAUUUCCGCCAAGACGAUCAGUCGACAUCGUGUCGCUUGGGGCAUUCGCCAGCGAGCUGAGCCCAAAACCAAAGGACGAAAAUAUCCGGGCCGCAGAAGAGCUGCGCCGCCGCAGCAGCCAUCCAAGCAUGGGCUGCAGGAGGCGAGGAAGGCAGACAUCAUUGCCCGUACUCAGCGGGGCGAGACUGCAGAGCAGAUUUCUGAUGCGUUUGCAGCACAAGGAACUCCACUGUCCAAAAGCACAUUGAUUCGAUUACAAACAUUCUGGGGCUUGAUACCGUAUGAUCCUGCUCGUGCUCGAGGAAAACUGUCUGAUGCUCAAAAGACCAAACGCACCACACGUGAAGCUGCGCCCAAGAUCAGCAGAAAACCACGCAAGUCCACCACCGUAAUAUCGGCACCAGCAAAUCCUGCCGAAGUGCAGCAUUACCCGACAACUUGCGCUUUCGGCCCCGUCAAGGGGGGGACGACUACUACUACCACUACCUUUAUAGGUACUACUACAUCAGAAAACCCUUACGAAGAUGAACCAGCUCCCCCCUUCGACGAUGAGAGCCACAUGGCAUCCUCGCCGCUACCACCACCACAAACACCACCAACCGAGCACGCGGAGCAGCCCUCGGUCCACCACGCGGUCGAUAUCAUGUCGGCGGAAAUGCUGGUAGACCUGGCAACUUCUACGCUGGCAGCUGCGAAUCGAGUCAAAGAGCUCUAUGUCGCACAACAGUCGCAGCGUCCUGUGCUGGGCAUGACGACCAUUCCCACUGCGGAGGACAUUGCCUUGGCGAAACAAAAGGUUCGAGAGGCUGCUGCAGUCAUGCACGACCUGGCCACUCCAAACGACACAUAAAAGCGGGACUGAUGAAGAAAAGAAAGAAAAGAAAAGAAAAGAAAAGAAGACAUGAACCAGCUGCGCUGCGCCGUCUGGGGGCUCUCGUGGAGAAGGGCACAAUGCUGCUGCUGCUGUACUGUUGGGCAGAGACAUGACAUUACAUGCAAUUUCGAGAGUAGAAGCCCCAUGAACAAAGCCCCAUGAACAAACACCUCAAGAUUACAUGUACGUUUGAUAAGUCAGUAC